UUUUUCUAUCAUAAAAAUAAUGAACUUAAAUAUAAACUUCUUAUUUAUUUCAAUUAUUAUUAUAUUAUUAUCAAAAAUUAAAUAUAUCAAUUCAGAAAUUGAAAAAAAUAACGAUGAUAUAUUUGAGUAUUCAGAGCCAAAAUAUUGUAAGAAAAAUGAAUUUUUUAAUUUACAAAAAAUGUCAUGUGAUAAAUGUACAAACAAUCUUGUAUCAGAUAAAACCAGGCUAAAAUGUAUUUGUAAUGAAAAUAGUCGACUUGUUUUAUCAAGCACCAGCAAGCAAUGUCAAAGCUGCAGUAAUGGUACCAUCUUAACAUCUGAUAAAAAUGACUGUAUACCCUGCCAAAUAAACGGACUCUGUCAUUGUCCAAAAAAUCAAAUAAAAGUGGAAAGAAGUUUAAAUGGAAGUCUUUUAAAAAAUCUCGAGUGUCUUCCAUGUUCAAAUAAUUACUACCUAUCAAAUGAUAAAUCAAAGUGUCUUCCUUGUUUUUCAACAUCUAAUAACUAUCAAGAAGACAUUAUCAAUACUCCAUCAUCAAUGAUUCAUCAUAAAUUAAUUGAAACUCAAUGUCUUGAUAAUAACACUCUAAAAAGUUAUCAAAACAUUCGUGGGAUUUAUCUUGUUAAUUAUGAGCUUGGUAGUUUCGAAAGUUACUAUUUAAGAAGUCAAUUAAAAUUGACAAUAAAUAUGUGUCAAAAUGGUGAUGAAUUAUCCUGUGAACAUUUAUCAAAUAUUUGUGUGUUAACUCUGCACAUUGACAGUAUAGCUUGUCAACAAUUUAUCAAAAUUCGUACGAGAAAAAACCUAUUUUAUCCAGCUGGUGAAGCUGAAAAUAUUUUAUCACAACGUAACAUAUCAACAAGAUAUACACUCAUUAAAAAUGACAUAAAUAAUCAAUUAAAAUUCAUCAUUGCAAGACACUCAUUGAAUGGUGAUCUUCAAGCAAUAUCAAACUUGGAUUCACCAUAUUUUCCUUCUUGCUUCAACACCAUUCGUUUUGGUAUUAAUUUAAAAAAAACAAUUUCGACAACAGCCAGUAGCUUGGCUGAAAAAAAACCUGAAUUUUUAACACCUUAUAUUGUUUUUAAUGAUAAACAAAAAAAGCUGAUACAUCAAUUGCCAGUAUUUGUUGAACAAAAUAAUAAUGUUAAUUCAAUUAAAAAAUGGCAAUUAAUUAAAAAAUUUUUUACACUUGAUACAGUUACUGGUUAUAGUACAAUAAUUGAAUCUGUAAAUUCAAGUUAUUAUAAAUCAUCUGAAUUAAUUGUAAUACGUUAUUUAAAAAGUUUAAAAAUUUUAAUUAAAUUACAAGAUGAAAGAGGCAAAAUAUAUCCACCAAUUUUUAUUGUUAAUUAUGGUGAAUUAAAGACAAGUGAUAUUAAAAAUAAUAUUGAUGUAUCAAUUGAUUAUGAAAUUGUAUUUUCAUUGACUGAUGAUAGAUUUAAUCAUAUAAUAUUUAUUGCAAGUGGUAUUUUAAUUGGUAUUGCAAUAAUAUUUGGAAUAUUAAAAAUGCUAAGUUAUCACAGAAGAAAUGAUACUAAAAAUAAUUUAUAUAUUAUUAUUUGGUUUAUUAUUUAUUGUCUUGGAAGUAUUGGAAAUGUAUUAAUUAUUGUAACAUUAAGUUGUUGUAUUUAUAUAUUUAUUUUUUACAAAGGACAAAGUAUUUUGCAUAUUCUUCUUCCUGAUAAUGAUGAUGAAUGGAUCAUUAAAAUAUGUACAAUUAUUGCAUUUGGAUCAAAACUUGUUGAAGUACUGGUUCUCAUUUGGAAUUUACGAAAGAUAAAUAUUUUUUUUAUUGACUGGGAACAACCAAGAAAUUUACAAUCAAAUUUACACAUUGAUUCACCACAUACGUCAUUGAAAAAAUCAUAUAUAAAAAGAUUUUCUGAUAAUUCAUCAAGUGUUGUACAGACUCCAUCAGAAAUAAUAACUUCAAGAAAAAAUAAAUCUUCAUCAAAAUCAAGUCAAUCAAGCACACCAAGUCAUCAAUCAUUUGAACAAAUUGAACAACAAUUAUCACAAAAUUUUAUUGACUCAAAUUUUACAAUAAAUCAUCAAGAUUUUAGUCAAAAUUGGAUGGUCAGUAUUUGGAGAACAUAUUUCGUUGCAAAUAAAUGGCUGCGAAUUAAAACACAAAGAAAAAUUAAUAUUAAUUUUCAAGUACUUGGUACAUUAUUAAUUCUCGAGAUAAUUGGGUUUAAAAAUUUCAACUUAGCAAUUCCUGAAUUAACUCUAGACUAUCAGGAAAAUAAUUUGAACAAAAAUUUUACAUUAAAUUAUGCAAUUAUCUCAAUGAUCUAUAUAUUAAUUUAUAUUUUACAAUGGAUUGUAUCAGUAUUUCGUGAGAAAUAUGUUAAGAAUGAGCUUCAAGGUUUUGUUGAUUUAUGCUCAGUUGCAAAUAUCAGUAUAUUUAUUUUAUCAAAUGAUUAUUAUGGCUACUAUAUUCAUGGAAGAUCAGUUCAUGGAUAUGCUGACACUGAUUUACUGAGUUUAAUAAAUGACUUAAAACGUGAAGAAAAUAAUGUCUGUGCUCAUCGAGGUCUCAUACCAGGAACAACACAACAAACAUUUGUCAUUAGUGUUUCGAAAAAUUUUAAAACAUUUUACACCUCUCUUCUGGAUCUAGAAAAUAUGAACAAUAAAAAAUAUUCAAGACGUAAUUUUGUUGAUAUUCCAAGUUGGGAAGAACGCUGGAAAAUGCAUAUUAAAUUAAAAAAAUUUUUAUGUGGAUUUAUAGAUCAUUGUUUUAAAAAUCUUGACUAUACUGUUAAGGAAAAACAUGUUAUUGAAAAACUUUGUGAUAUUGAAAUAUUUGAAAGUUUUGACAAGUCAAUUUUUUACAUUGACAAUAAUUACUCGUUUGAUCAAGUAUUAUUUUAUGGCAAUGAAUGGACUUUGUCAACAUUUGAAUUAUCAACAUUUUUAUUUAUAACUGUACUUGGAGGAAAUUAUAUUAUUUCAGCAAUGAUUACUAUAAUUUUAUCAAAGCUAUUAAAUAUAUAUGCUGAGUAUGAUAAAAAUAAAAUAUUAGCAAAUAAUACUCUAAUUGAUAAACGAUUUUUUAUGUAAAAAAAGAAAAUAAUAAACAGUUUGUAAAUAAUUUCAAGACAAA
Molecule: messenger RNA, 3113 nt
Organism: Aphidius gifuensis
Lineage: Eukaryota; Metazoa; Arthropoda; Insecta; Hymenoptera; Braconidae
Product: meckelin
Exons: 8
Coding region: 20-3070 (1016 amino acids)
Biological process (GO): cilium assembly
Cellular component (GO): ciliary transition zone; MKS complex
Source: RefSeq, a predicted model, not a curated record